Messenger RNA from Diaporthe amygdali, 1731 nucleotides. RefSeq lists its product as uncharacterized. The transcript has 3 exons. The record is from RefSeq and is a predicted model, not a curated record. Gene Ontology annotation, molecular function: protein binding. NCBI's taxonomy places the organism in Eukaryota, Fungi, Ascomycota, Sordariomycetes, Diaporthales, Diaporthaceae. The coding region runs from base 1 to 1731 and encodes 576 amino acids.
AUGGAGCAUACUUUCAUGACCAUUCACAACCUCACCCCCGACUGCAACAUACUCUUUGCCUCGGAUUCCAUCACCGAUAUACUGGGCUGGCGGCCCGAGGAGGUACAUGGAAGAUCAGUCUUCAGCUACUUCCACCCUGACGAAGUCCCAUUUGCGCGAUCCAUCCACAGCCGGGGCAUCCUGCUCGACAAGGCUGCCAGUCUUCACUAUGCCAGAUUGGUGACGAGGGACGGCCAGUGGGCCAGCUGUGAAUGCUGUUUCACAGUUGUCCAUGAUGUGCUGGUGGCAUGCACCAGCAUUUACCGUCGAGAUCAGAAAAGCGAAAGACGGGCGAUCGAGGGAGCUCAGAUUCGAAGAAUAUUCUCGUCAUCUCCUAGGGACCCGCGUUACCACAUGCUGGAACACCUCUCGCCCAAAUUCAAGAUGCCGCCUGUGGAGCGCGAACCUCGAGCGGCGCUCAUCCUGAAUCGAUUCACCAGGAAUUUGUCAAUCAUGUUCUCCACCAAUGCUGUGGCCUCUGUUCUCGGGCUCACUCCUGAUCAAGUCAAGGACAAGAGCUUCUACCGAUGUAUCCAAGAGAGGUGCCUGCCGGAUGCAGUCAAGUGCCUUGAAGGCGCAAAGGCUAACGACUCCAUCGCUUAUCUGCGUUUCUGGUCGCGUGAUCCCAGAGAAGCAGAAGAUUUUGAAGAUGGAAAUGACGAAGCCGACGGCGAAGACCAUCCAAUGGAUGACGAAGACCGGCACAGCAGUACCAGUGACUCCGAGGGCGGCGGUGCCGAGUUGGACAGUCACAUGGCUCUUGACGAGGACGAUACCACUGUCCGCGGAGGCAUCAAACAAGAGGAAGAAGAUGAAUCUAUGGACUCGGUGCCUUCAGCAAGCAGCAGUUCUGUGCACGAGCCGGCUGGAAAUGCCGCCUCGAGUUCACGAUCUGGAAACCCUCAGCAAGGCCUCAGCAGCCAACGUGCUUCAGCCGGCAAUGCUGUUCAGCGUCGACGGCCAGGUCGAAGGCAGCAGAGGCGACGCGGCCCUCAGCAGCCGUUGCCCGCAGUUGAGCUUGAAGCUGUUGUCUCCUGCACCUCAGAUGGUCUCGUCGUGGUGCUAAGGAGGGCUCGACCGGCUAUCCCGCCCGCCCAUCCUCCUCUCGCCCUGCCUUGGGACUUCGAGAAUGGCCUCUUCGCUGCACCGUGGGCACCGCAGCCAGUGCGCCCAUUCGUUCCGCCUGAGAUGCUCUAUACCUUCCGCCCACCGCUGAUGCCACAGUAUAUGCCUCUCCAGGACCACGUCAGGGCUGCCGGAGGACCGCCCAAUGAUCAAUUGAUGCACUCCAUCCGUGAAGUGGGUGUCUUCGCUUGGGGCUUAUGCGGGAUCAACGGCAACCUCCACGCGUUUUCUCAUGGGAACCCCAUGGAUGAGGCGGUGCCUCCUGAUGGGCUGCCGGUAUGGGAUCCUUCUGCAACUGGCUCCCCAUACCAGCCCCCGGAGAACCAAGCUGCUGCCAAGUGGGCGGCGAUGGUGGCCCAGCAGAGCCCCUUUGGAUCCUCCGUUAGCUCGGGGACGCACCGACAGCGCGAGCUGCAGCAACAGAUGCACAGCCCGAUGUACUACAGCUUUGCGUCAGCAUCGGGGACGCAGUCGAGGUCUUCUGAACCGCAUGUACCUUCCUCUGGCCCGUCCGCCGGUCACACGCAAGCUUCCAGUCAGCCUGGGACGCCUCACGACCUGUCUUAA